UGUGGUUCCAGAGUCCCGAAAGGCUGAUCAACGCUGCCCGGUGGGGGGGCAAGAAGCGGGUGUUUCUCCCCACCGUUCAAGGCGGGAAGCGAGUCGGGUUCUUCAGCACGUGGGAAAGCUCGCCGGGGGAGCAUGAGGCGGACUCGGGCGGAGGAAAAAGAGAAGGAGGCGAAGAAACGAAAACUUCUGAAUGAACUUGGUGAGAGCUGCCUUCCAUAUUUGACACCAAAAGAUGCUGGCUUCCAUCAACUGUGGAAGACUAAAUACUCCAAGCUUAUCCUCAAGAACUCCGAGAAGAUUCCUCAAGACCUUCACGAGGAAGUCCAAGAAGCAUUUUUCACUUUACGAAAGCAUGUUUGCUUCUUCCAAGACCUUGUAAGGAUCAAAGGGAAGGGUUUUGUUACCCCCGUAUCUCGCAUAUUAAUUGGGAACCCAGGGUGCACUUACAAAUACUUGAACACAAGGUUGUUUUCCGUCCCUUGGCCUACGGAAGGCUACGACAUCCACUACUCCAAUCCUGAGAUAUCCCUGGCUUGUAAAGCGUUAAGCAGGCUUAAUGACUACUUGCAGAGAGAAUCUUUGCUGGGUCUGCAAAGGCAUUUGGCCGAGACAACAGGAACGCAGAAUUCACCCUUCGGGGACGGGGAUCAAGAUUAUGUUACCGAGACGGGAGCUGUUUUGCAAGAUCAAAACCCUUCUCCGAAGAGUGACUCCACCAUCCCGAAAGAGAGAACAUCUUACAACCUGACAUUAUUAAAUUAUAUGGAUCCCCAGAAAAUGCCGUCCUUGAAACCGGAGCCCUAUUUUGGCAUGGGGAGAAUGGCUGUGAGUUGGCACCACGAUGAAAAUCUAAUGGAAAGGUCAACAGUGGCGGUCUACAGUUACAGCAGCGAAGAAGUGGAUGGUGGAGUCCUUGAACAAAAAUCUGCGGCUGGCAGAGAUCCAGAUGUUUGGCACGUUGGCUUGAAAGUUGCUUGGGAUAUAGAGACGCCAGGUUUAGCAAUUCCACUUCAUCGGGGAGACUGUUACUUUAUGCUAGAUGAUCUGAAUAUGACUCACCAACAUUGUGUAUUGGCUGGCCGGCAGUCAAGAUUCAGCUCCACACACAGAGUGGCAGAAUGUUCAACGGGGACCCUGUUUUACAUUCUGGACAAAUGCAAGGCAGCGCUGGAGAAUUUGAACACCGAUGCUGAUUUGAAGGGCCCGUCCUUGAAAUCAAUGGAGGUUGGAGAUAUAACACGAGUGGAAAAAACUCACAGUGAGGUGGAAUUUGAAUGGCUUCGACAGUUUUGGUUCCAGUGGAAACGGUACAGAAGAUGCACCGACUGGUGGGACAAGCCAAUGGCCAAUCUGGAAGACCUUUGGAGACAAAUGGAGCUCAUGACAAGUCUAUUGCUCUGUGAAUUACGAAAAGAAGAACAGAUGGAGGAACAAAGGAAUGAAAAAAUCCGCUGCCUUCUGCCCCUCCAGGUCGAACGACAGGCUCUGCGUCAAGAAUGGCUGGCGAGGUGCCAUUCCCCACUUUCAGAAAAGUUACCAGAUGAUGAGAAACCGAAAUGCCAGCCUUACUGGGAGGGCAAUGACCCCAGCAUGCCAUUACCUUUUGAUCUCGAGGAUAUAAUAUUUGAACUACAGACAAUGCUGGAAGAUUAGAAAAGCUUUAUCAGAAACUGGAGUUGGGAGUCCCUUUGUUAAGAAGCACCAAAGACGACCAAUGAAAGCAAAGAAGUCUGUUGAUUAAUUGUAGAUUUAAUAUUCGGUAGCAUGGUCAGUUGAGAAACAAAUCAAAAAAGGGUUCUUUGGUGUUCUCUGAGCUUGGUUGUUUUCUUGAAGACAUUUCGUUACCCAACUAGGUAACAUCAGCAGGGCUAGGAGGGAGGGAGUCUGCAGAAAGGAGGAGGAGGAGGACUCUGGAGUUCUUGGUGCUCUCUGAGCUUUUGUUGUUUUCUUGCACGUGUUUUAUUCAAUCCUGAGCUACAAACAUUUUUGAUCGAUCAAAAAAGACAUUUUUGGAGCAGGAUUAUGAAAGGUAGAUUACCUGGAAUCUGUUUUGGAGCUAGAAACUCAAGCAAUAUCCACACCAAGGAGCAUUUCAAAUAGGUCAUGAGAAAUAAAGGACCAACUGAUGCCCUGUUUUAUUGAUGUUUACCGAUAUUUAAUGAUGUUUUGGUCUUUGGUUGCAUGACAAAGAAACACCAUCGAGUCACCCAAGAAAUCAGGAAUCGUAUUAUUCGG
Messenger RNA from Pseudonaja textilis, 2235 nucleotides. It is a transcript of the gene FTO, whose product is annotated as FTO alpha-ketoglutarate dependent dioxygenase. Gene Ontology annotation, molecular function: mRNA N6-methyladenosine dioxygenase activity; ferrous iron binding; broad specificity oxidative DNA demethylase activity. Gene Ontology annotation, biological process: RNA repair; regulation of multicellular organism growth; DNA alkylation repair. Lineage: Eukaryota; Metazoa; Chordata; Lepidosauria; Squamata; Elapidae. The record is from RefSeq and is a predicted model, not a curated record.